AUGGUGCAGCGAAUUGAGAGCACCUUUCCGCGGCUGGGCGAUGGGUGUAACUUGAUCAAGGUGCACCAACUGCUGCACCUUCCCGAGGCCAUCAAGAGAGCGGGCCUGCCCCGGCAGUACUCUGCUGCUGCGUACGAAAAUGCGCAUAUCCGCGCCUGCAAGAUCCCUUUUCGGGCAUCUAACCGGCGGCAGCAUGAGCAGGUGAUCGCGGUUCACAACGGGAUCCAGGCGCAGCUGUCGCGUCUCCCAACCGCGCUCCCUCCGAGCAGGUGGUACAACACGGCUCUGCAGAGGCAUGCAGCAGCACCCCACCACCAUGCACAACACCACGCCACCAUGCAGCAGCACCCCACCACCAUGCACAACACCACGCCACCAUGCAGCAGCACCCCACCACCAUGCACAACACCACGCCACCAUGCAGCAGCACCCCACCACCAUGCACAACACCACGCCACCAUGCAGCAGCACCCCACCACCAUGCACAACACCACGCCACCAUGCAGCAGCACCCCACCACCAUGCACAACACCACGCCACCAUGCAGCAGCACCCCACCACCAUGCACAACACCACGCCACCAUGCAGCAGCACCCCACCACCAUGCACAACACCACGCCACCAUGCAGCAGCACCCCACCACCAUGCACAACACCACGCCACCAUGCAGCAGCACCCCACCACCAUGCACAACACCACGCCACCAUGCAGCAGCACCCCACCACCAUGCACAACACCACGCCACCAUGCAGCAGCACCCCACCACCAUGCACAACACCACGCCACCAUGCAGCAGCACCCCACCACCAUGCACAACACCACGCCACCAUGCAGCAGCACCCCACCACCAUGCACAACACCACGCCACCAUGCAGCAGCACCCCACCACCAUGCACAACACCACGCCACCAUGCAGCAGCACCCCACCACCAUGCACAACACCACGCCACCAUGCAGCAGCACCCCACCACCAUGCACAACACCACGCCACCAUGCAGCAGCACCCCACCACCAUGCACAACACCACGCCACCAUGCAGCAGCACCCCACCACCAUGCACAACACCACGCCACCAUGCAGCAGCACCCCACCACCAUGCACAACACCACGCCACCAUGCAGCAGCACCCCACCACCAUGCACAACACCACGCCACCAUGCAGCAGCACCCCACCACCAUGCACAACACCACGCCACCAUGCAGCAGCACCCCACCACCAUGCACAACACCACGCCACCAUGCAGCAGCACCCCACCACCAUGCACAACACCACGCCACCAUGCAGCAGCACCCCACCACCAUGCACAACACCACGCCACCAUGCAGCAGCACCCCACCACCAUGCACAACACCACGCCACCAUGCAGCAGCACCCCACCACCAUGCACAACACCACGCCACCAUGCAGCAGCACCCCACCACCAUGCACAACACCACGCCACCAUGCAGCAGCACCCCACCACCAUGCACAACACCACGCCACCAUGCAGCAGCACCCCACCACCAUGCACAACACCACGCCACCAUGCAGCAGCACCCCACCACCAUGCACAACACCACGCCACCAUGCAGCAGCACCCCACCACCAUGCACAACACCACGCCACCAUGCAGCAGCACCCCACCACCAUGCACAACACCACGCCACCAUGCAGCAGCACCCCACCACCAUGCACAACACCACGCCACCAUGCAGCAGCACCCCACCACCAUGCACAACACCACGCCACCAUGCAGCAGCACCCCACCACCAUGCACAACACCACGCCACCAUGCAGCAGCACCCCACCACCAUGCACAACACCACGCCACCAUGCAGCAGCACCCCACCACCAUGCACAACACCACGCCACCAUGCAGCAGCACCCCACCACCAUGCACAACACCACGCCACCAUGCAGCAGCACCCCACCACCAUGCACAACACCACGCCACCAUGCAGCAGCACCCCACCACCAUGCACAACACCACGCCACCAUGCAGCAGCACCCCACCACCAUGCACAACACCACGCCACCAUGCAGCAGCACCCCACCACCAUGCACAACACCACGCCACCAUGCAGCAGCACCCCACCACCAUGCACAACACCACGCCACCAUGCAGCAGCACCCCACCACCAUGCACAACACCACGCCACCAUGCAGCAGCACCCCACCACCAUGCACAACACCACGCCACCAUGCAGCAGCACCCCACCACCAUGCACAACACCACGCCACCAUGCAGCAGCACCCCACCACCAUGCACAACACCACGCCACCAUGCAGCAGCACCCCACCACCAUGCACAACACCACGCCACCAUGCAGCAGCACCCCACCACCAUGCACAACACCACGCCACCAUGCAGCAGCACCCCACCACCAUGCACAACACCACGCCACCAUGCAGCAGCACCCCACCACCAUGCACAACACCACGCCACCAUGCAGCAGCACCCCACCACCAUGCACAACACCACGCCACCAUGCAGCAGCACCCCACCACCAUGCACAACACCACGCCACCAUGCAGCAGCACCCCACCACCAUGCACAACACCACGCCACCAUGCAGCAGCACCCCACCACCAUGCACAACACCACGCCACCAUGCAGCAGCACCCCACCACCAUGCACAACACCACGCCACCAUGCAGCAGCACCCCACCACCAUGCACAACACCACGCCACCAUGCAGCAGCACCCCACCACCAUGCACAACACCACGCCACCAUGCAGCAGCACCCCACCACCAUGCACAACACCACGCCACCAUGCAGCAGCACCCCACCACCAUGCACAACACCACGCCACCAUGCAGCAGCACCCCACCACCAUGCACAACACCACGCCACCAUGCAGCAGCACCCCACCACCAUGCACAACACCACGCCACCAUGCAGCAGCACCCCACCACCAUGCACAACACCACGCCACCAUGCAGCAGCACCCCACCACCAUGCACAACACCACGCCACCAUGCAGCAGCACCCCACCACCAUGCACAACACCACGCCACCAUGCAGCAGCACCCCACCACCAUGCACAACACCACGCCACCAUGCAGCAGCACCCCACCACCAUGCACAACACCACGCCACCAUGCAGCAGCACCCCACCACCAUGCACAACACCACGCCACCAUGCAGCAGCACCCCACCACCAUGCACAACACCACGCCACCAUGCAGCAGCACCCCACCACCAUGCACAACACCACGCCACCAUGCAGCAGCACCCCACCACCAUGCACAACACCACGCCACCAUGCAGCAGCACCCCACCACCAUGCACAACACCACGCCACCAUGCAGCAGCACCCCACCACCAUGCACAACACCACGCCACCAUGCAGCAGCACCCCACCACCAUGCACAACACCACGCCACCAUGCAGCAGCACCCCACCACCAUGCACAACACCACGCCACCAUGCAGCAGCACCCCACCACCAUGCACAACACCACGCCACCAUGCAGCAGCACCCCACCACCAUGCACAACACCACGCCACCAUGCAGCAGCACCCCACCACCAUGCACAACACCACGCCACCAUGCAGCAGCACCCCACCACCAUGCACAACACCACGCCACCAUGCAGCAGCACCCCACCACCAUGCACAACACCACGCCACCAUGCAGCAGCACCCCACCACCAUGCACAACACCACGCCACCAUGCAGCAGCACCCCACCACCAUGCACAACACCACGCCACCAUGCAGCAGCACCCCACCACCAUGCACAACACCACGCCACCAUGCAGCAGCACCCCACCACCAUGCACAACACCACGCCACCAUGCAGCAGCACCCCACCACCAUGCACAACACCACGCCACCAUGCAGCAGCACCCCACCACCAUGCACAACACCACGCCACCAUGCAGCAGCACCCCACCACCAUGCACAACACCACGCCACCAUGCAGCAGCACCCCACCACCAUGCACAACACCACGCCACCAUGCAGCAGCACCCCACCACCAUGCACAACACCACGCCACCAUGCAGCAGCACCCCACCACCAUGCACAACACCACGCCACCAUGCAGCAGCACCCCACCACCAUGCACAACACCACGCCACCAUGCAGCAGCACCCCACCACCAUGCACAACACCACGCCACCAUGCAGCAGCACCCCACCACCAUGCACAACACCACGCCACCAUGCAGCAGCACCCCACCACCAUGCACAACACCACGCCACCAUGCAGCAGCACCCCACCACCAUGCACAACACCACGCCACCAUGCAGCAGCACCCCACCACCAUGCACAACACCACGCCACCAUGCAGCAGCACCCCACCACCAUGCACAACACCACGCCACCAUGCAGCAGCACCCCACCACCAUGCACAACACCACGCCACCAUGCAGCAGCACCCCACCACCAUGCACAACACCACGCCACCAUGCAGCAGCACCCCACCACCAUGCACAACACCACGCCACCAUGCAGCAGCACCCCACCACCAUGCACAACACCACGCCACCAUGCAGCAGCACCCCACCACCAUGCACAACACCACGCCACCAUGCAGCAGCACCCCACCACCAUGCACAACACCACGCCACCAUGCAGCAGCACCCCACCACCAUGCACAACACCACGCCACCAUGCAGCAGCACCCCACCACCAUGCACAACACCACGCCACCAUGCAGCAGCACCCCACCACCAUGCACAACACCACGCCACCAUGCAGCAGCACCCCACCACCAUGCACAACACCACGCCACCAUGCAGCAGCACCCCACCACCAUGCACAACACCACGCCACCAUGCAGCAGCACCCCACCACCAUGCACAACACCACGCCACCAUGCAGCAGCACCCCACCACCAUGCACAACACCACGCCACCAUGCAGCAGCACCCCACCACCAUGCACAACACCACGCCACCAUGCAGCAGCACCCCACCACCAUGCACAACACCACGCCACCAUGCAGCAGCACCCCACCACCAUGCACAACACCACGCCACCAUGCAGCAGCACCCCACCACCAUGCACAACACCACGCCACCAUGCAGCAGCACCCCACCACCAUGCACAACACCACGCCACCAUGCAGCAGCACCCCACCACCAUGCACAACACCACGCCACCAUGCAGCAGCACCCCACCACCAUGCACAACACCACGCCACCAUGCAGCAGCACCCCACCACCAUGCACAACACCACGCCACCAUGCAGCAGCACCCCACCACCAUGCACAACACCACGCCACCAUGCAGCAGCACCCCACCACCAUGCACAACACCACGCCACCAUGCAGCAGCACCCCACCACCAUGCACAACACCACGCCACCAUGCAGCAGCACCCCACCACCAUGCACAACACCACGCCACCAUGCAGCAGCACCCCACCACCAUGCACAACACCACGCCACCAUGCAGCAGCACCCCACCACCAUGCACAACACCACGCCACCAUGCAGCAGCACCCCACCACCAUGCACAACACCACGCCACCAUGCAGCAGCACCCCACCACCAUGCACAACACCACGCCACCAUGCAGCAGCACCCCACCACCAUGCACAACACCACGCCACCAUGCAGCAGCACCCCACCACCAUGCACAACACCACGCCACCAUGCAGCAGCACCCCACCACCAUGCACAACACCACGCCACCAUGCAGCAGCACCCCACCACCAUGCACAACACCACGCCACCAUGCAGCAGCACCCCACCACCAUGCACAACACCACGCCACCAUGCAGCAGCACCCCACCACCAUGCACAACACCACGCCACCAUGCAGCAGCACCCCACCACCAUGCACAACACCACGCCACCAUGCAGCAGCACCCCACCACCAUGCACAACACCACGCCACCAUGCAGCAGCACCCCACCACCAUGCACAACACCACGCCACCAUGCAGCAGCACCCCACCACCAUGCACAACACCACGCCACCAUGCAGCAGCACCCCACCACCAUGCACAACACCACGCCACCAUGCAGCAGCACCCCACCACCAUGCACAACACCACGCCACCAUGCAGCAGCACCCCACCACCAUGCACAACACCACGCCACCAUGCAGCAGCACCCCACCACCAUGCACAACACCACGCCACCAUGCAGCAGCACCCCACCACCAUGCACAACACCACGCCACCAUGCAGCAGCACCCCACCACCAUGCACAACACCACGCCACCAUGCAGCAGCACCCCACCACCAUGCACAACACCACGCCACCAUGCAGCAGCACCCCACCACCAUGCACAACACCACGCCACCAUGCAGCAGCACCCCACCACCAUGCACAACACCACGCCACCAUGCAGCAGCACCCCACCACCAUGCACAACACCACGCCACCAUGCAGCAGCACCCCACCACCAUGCACAACACCACGCCACCAUGCAGCAGCACCCCACCACCAUGCACAACACCACGCCACCAUGCAGCAGCACCCCACCACCAUGCACAACACCACGCCACCAUGCAGCAGCACCCCACCACCAUGCACAACACCACGCCACCAUGCAGCAGCACCCCACCACCAUGCACAACACCACGCCACCAUGCAGCAGCACCCCACCACCAUGCACAACACCACGCCACCAUGCAGCAGCACCCCACCACCAUGCACAACACCACGCCACCAUGCAGCAGCACCCCACCACCAUGCACAACACCACGCCACCAUGCAGCAGCACCCCACCACCAUGCACAACACCACGCCACCAUGCAGCAGCACCCCACCACCAUGCACAACACCACGCCACCAUGCAGCAGCACCCCACCACCAUGCACAACACCACGCCACCAUGCAGCAGCACCCCACCACCAUGCACAACACCACGCCACCAUGCAGCAGCACCCCACCACCAUGCACAACACCACGCCACCAUGCAGCAGCACCCCACCACCAUGCACAACACCACGCCACCAUGCAGCAGCACCCCACCACCAUGCACAACACCACGCCACCAUGCAGCAGCACCCCACCACCAUGCACAACACCACGCCACCAUGCAGCAGCACCCCACCACCAUGCACAACACCACGCCACCAUGCAGCAGCACCCCACCACCAUGCACAACACCACGCCACCAUGCAGCAGCACCCCACCACCAUGCACAACACCACGCCACCAUGCAGCAGCACCCCACCACCAUGCACAACACCACGCCACCAUGCAGCAGCACCCCACCACCAUGCACAGCACCACACCACCAUGCACAGCACCACACCACCACGCACAGCACCACACCACCAUACAGUAGAACCACACCACCAUGCACCGCAGCCUCCGCUUCAUGCCACUAUCGACUGGCUAAGAUGCAUACACGCUCUGAUCUGCAUUCUCUAUUCUUAAUGGUGCAUUCGGCGGUGGCACUGCCCCCCCGACAGCUCGACCACAGCACCCUCCGGGCCCAUUACGCACACGCAUACGGGGAGCCUGCUUUCUCGUUCAUUGAGUACGAGGACUCAGCAGGGGAGAUGCAGCAUGGGCGCAUUCAUCUGCUCCUCACACUCGAGGAGGCGCAUGGCGAAACCAAUGUGGGAACUGCUGUGGCCUUCGUGCGCAGGUGGCUGCCGGAGCACGUGGAUCCUUGCACCGGAUGCAGAGUGAUGACGCCUGCGAGCACCAAUGAGGAGUAUUAUGUGGUGCCCAUCGAAGACCUGCAACACACCGUGCACAUGGUCCAGUCCUUUGAGGACCCUGGCGCUAUGGCUGGCUGCGCAACUCGUGCCGCUGCUGCCUGUCGUGUGUGCGCGGAGGGCUACACGGGGCUCAUUGUCCUCGCGCUCCCUGAAACACACUUUCGAAUCUGGCACGGUGAUCGCGUCGCAUACGGAUGGCUUCGCAACUCGUGCCGCUGCUGUCUCUCCUGCGUGCGUGGGGAGGAGAACCUGUGCGUGGAGGGCUACACGGGGCUCAUCCUGAACGGCAACAAGGGCGGCUUCCAACCUCGACUUCGUGCCCCCGCCGACUUCGCCAUUAAACUGCCUGAUGGGCUGGACUCGUUGAUGCCGCCCUUCUUAUGUGCGCCGGGGCUGGACUCGGUUGAUGCCGCUCCACUCAUGUGUGCCGUGGCUGCUCCCCCCCACUCCCCACCUACUCCCCCCCACUCCCCACCUGCACCCCCCCACUCCCCACCUACUCCCCCCCACUCCCCACCUGCUCCCCCCUACUCCCCAACUGCUCCCCCCCACUCCCCACUUGCUCCCUCCCACUCCCCACCUGCUCCCCCCCACUCCACCAACUCCCCACCUUCUCCCCCCCACUCCCCACCUACUCCCCUCUCCCUGUCUCCCUCCCACCCCUCUCCUUCCAGGCAUCACUAUGUACAACCCCCUGCGUGCGCACAUCACCCGCCCAGGCAUGAAAGUCGGCGUGAUGGGCAUCGGCAAUUAGGGCCACCUCACUUUACAAAUCGUGCGGGCCAUGGGGGCACAGGUGACUGCCUUCUCCACCACUGCCAGCAAGGAGGGGGAGGUGAGGAGCAUGGCAUCACGGUCUACAGCCCCCUGCGCGCCCACAUCACUCGUCCAGGAAUGAAAGUGGGAGUUAUCGUCAUCGGCGGCCUGGGCCACCUCGCUUUACAAAUCACUAGUGGACUGGGCAUCGGCACCAUGGGGGCACACGUGACUGCAUUCUCCACCACUGCCAGCAAGGAGGGGGAAACGAGGAGCAUGGGCGCGCAGCAGUUUGUGGUGUAUGAUCCGCACGCUGCCCCUGGAAAGGGGCAUCCCGAGGUGCCCAAGUCUGCCCACGUGGACGUCUUAGUGAACUGCGCGCCUGUCUUGCCUCCUAAUGGGGACUAUCGGAACUUCAUGAGCCUGCUCAACCCAGACGACACGCUCGUGCUGGCCGGGAUUCCACCUGAUGCGGUCUGGCAG
Molecule: messenger RNA, 8853 nt
Organism: Closterium sp. Naga37s-1
Lineage: Eukaryota; Viridiplantae; Streptophyta; Zygnematophyceae; Desmidiales; Closteriaceae
Source: the annotation of a GenBank genome assembly